AUGCGAAGCAUCCCUCCUGAUCAACAGAUCUUCAAAGGACUUGUUUUCUUUUUCGUCCCCAAUAAUGAUGAUGACUCGGGGACGCGCAUUCGCAUCCACCAAGCAAUCCAAUUUGGCGCUCAGUGGGCACAUGAAUUCUGGGAAGAGGUCACACAUAUCAUCGUUACUCAGGACGAUCUCGAUAAGACAGGUGUUGCCAAAUGCUUCCCGUCCAAGCAGAUACCAAAGGGUCCGACUCUUCUGCGACAGAGAUGGCUUCUUGAGUGUUGGAGGUCUGGGUUUCUCGUCGAAACGCACUGGGCCCGCUUCCAGGUAGCAGGCUCAGAUAUCGUGCCAGAGACCGGCUGCGGUCAUGUUCCACCUAUCAUCAACAAUGGAAGAAUCACGCACGGCUCAAAGGUAGAUAGACCGCUCGCGAAUGCCAGUGAAACAAGCAGCGGCAUUAAGCUUCAGCGGGUAUCUGGACGUGAGACCAAGGAUCUGAAGCCCGAACCCAGAGGCAAAGUGGAUCAUGAUGCCCUUGAGAUUGCCAUACGUGAUGUCCAAAAAGGCGUCGAUCCGCCACCAGACUUUGACUCUGACGAAGACUCUGGGAAUGGUGAUGGACUCGUAUCCCGGUCCAGGCUGGAGCAAAAGCGCAGCAACGAAAAGGCUCCAAAGAAGAACGCGGGGUUUCUGUGUAUGGAACGCCAUGAUGGGGGAAGCCGUAGCGAGAACGCGAAUGCUGAGACCAUGGAGAAGCUACAAAAAAUGGCAACCUCUUAUGACCAGACUGGAGAUCAAUGGCGGACCAGGGCUUUCCGGCAAGCCAUAGGAAAGCUUCGAAGGCAGGGUCAGAUGAUUCGGACCAGUCAUCAAGCUCGAGCUAUAGGGAUCGGCGAGAGCAUUGCAGUACAGAUCGAAGAGAUUGUCUCUACCGGAAAGUAUAAACGCCUUCAGUAUGCUCAGAAUGACCCAAGAAACCAGAUUAUCAAACUCUUCAUGGGUGUAUAUGGCGCUGGCGAGACGACCGCAAAGAAGUGGAUCGCGCAAGGCUAUCGAUCCCUGGAUGAUGUCUAUCAGAAAGGCGAAUUGACUGCAAAUCAGCGAGUGGGUAUCGAGCACUAUGAAGACUUCCAGCAGAGAAUCCCUCGCGGUGAGGUCGAGCAGCACGCCGCCAUUGUAGAGAAAGCACUCAAGGCUGCAGAUCCCAAUUUUCAGUUGAUCAUCGGAGGCUCUUACAGACGAGGCAGCAAAGAUUCAGGGGACAUUGACUGCAUCAUUUUUAUGCCCGAGGCUGGUAUUAGCCAUAUCCGCACCUUGAUGCUGCAUAAUGUUAUUCCUGGUUUGAUGGCUCAAGGAUUCUUGAAAGUGGCACUUGCUGGGGGCCAUCAUCCGAAUGACGAUUCGUCGAAGUGGCAUGGCGCUUCCGCCUUGCCGGGCUGCGAUAUUUGGCGGAGGAUCGACUUCCUCUUUGUGCCUUGGACUGAGCUUGGAGCAGCGCAAGGAUCGGCAGAAUCCCUAAUCAUGGGACGACGUCCUAACCCGCUGAUGGCGGAGUUCUUCGAACGCGGAUCCAAAAUUGGUGAUGCCUCGAACCGCUAUCAACAGACCUGUAGACGAUGUGGGGAGCUCUUUUCACGAGGGCGCAGUGAAGCCAUGGUCAGCCAUUUGACCAAAAAGUGUCCAGCUAUCUCUAACUCUGAGCGCGCCAAAAUCAUCUUGCGGCUUCACGAUCUCGUCCUCCCCGAUGUCCACCCGUACAUUGACCCGACCUUCAACCCUGAGACAUCUGAGAACGAUGAAAGAGCGACAGGUCAAGAAAAGAGCGGUAACACUGUCGGGCUGCCCCUGAGUCGGAGUAGACAAAACUUCGACGGCUUGAAUGUUCUAGCUGAAGCUUCUCGUCGCGUCGAUAUUAAUGCACGAGGUAACGCCGUUUCCAUCCCUGAAGACCCAAAUGGACAACACGACCAAAUUCUACGGCCACAAGAGGACGCCGCACUUGAUCCUCAGCUUCAGGCAGGCGCCUAUGCUCACCCUCUCCUGCAUGGUGAUGGUACAGAUGUUCAAGAUAAUGCCUUCCCUACUAGUACGCCCGAAAGCUUGCCGUCACUCUACCAUUACAUUGGCAAUCUACCUCCAGCUCCCCAAGGUGGUUUGGCUGGUCUUCCACUUGUCAGCACCCAUCCGCAGGAUCUCUCAACGAUUGCGGCUACAGCAAAUGCGACAAUUGAUAACGGCUCUAUCAUGCCUACUGACCUGGACAUGUCGGAUGAUGUCCCCUCCGCACUUCUUGGAGGCCUUAAUGAAAAUGGCUUCCCCUCUCAGGGUCGACAGCGAUUUCCCUGGCCAGCAAUGCUUGGGACACAGCCAAUGGAGCCACUGAGCAUUCCUACUCCGACGCAGCCUAUCCAUGCAACAGAUCUCGUGCCGAUUUCUUCAAGGACAACUGAUGGUCUACCGUCCCAAAAUGUGGUGUCUACAAGCCAACAUCUCAGACCACUUGCGAUGAAUCCGAAUGGACGACCCUCUCAACUCUCUGACAAUGCGGAAGCGCCGAAGCCCAAGGUCCGUGGCAGAUUUGCACCUGACCGCCGUAAGGAAGUGCGCUUGCUUCGAAAAGUGGGCGCAUGUUUGCGAUGCCGCAUGCUUAAGAAGACGUGCUCUCAGGAGACACCGUGUCAAACCUGUGCCGCGAUUGAAAGCCCUCGUUUGUGGAAGAAUACGUGUAUGCGAACGAGACUUAACGAUGCCUUUCCACUCUAUUUUGUUCAGCUUCAUGGAGUUCUGGCCUAUCGAGAAAUGAACACCUUGAAGACUCGAGUCGCUUUGACGCCACUUGCAGGAAAGAUCGACUGUUUCCACUUCGCGGACAAGAAGCUCGUACUGAAGGGCCUCCAAGGCGAGUACACUGGGCCGGCUCCCGUCGGUGAUGGCACCCAACAGCCUUCUGACACUGAAGUUGUGAUCGUUGCGGAGCUUGACACAGACGGUCUACUGCCGAAGGUCGAACGAUAUCUUCACGCAACUGCUCCAAAACUUGUGGAUCAAGAACAGUCUCCUGUGAUGCAGGCCAGUCUCCAGAUUGCUCAGAUUAUCCAACAACUACAACAAAGCAGCGUCCCUGUUGACAAGCAGGAUAAUCUUGUCUCAGAUGUCAUCGAACUAUGGGCCGCUACGUCAAUGCUCAUUGACGACAAGUUAAAAGCUCAAUUCGCGAUAAACAGCGGUCUUGACAAUGAGCGGGUUCCAGUCAGUGAGACAACAAUGGCGGCUUCUUAUCGCGUGUUGACUCUACAAUUUCGAGCGGCGAUUGAGAAGCGCGCCAACGCCGUCUGCAAAAGUGCCAUGAAUCACUUCGAACAGCGAGUCUUAUCUCGCCGCAAGAGCGACAAUUUCGAAACAUUUUUGGUGGCAUUCAUCCUGCUCAAUUGUGUAGAGCGCAUGUGCUGGCUGUUCCGACGCUGGGAUGGGAAUCGUGAGGUGAUUCAUUGGCCCCUGGACCAACAACCAGGAUUUUAUGCAGAUAGGGGUGAGGCUCUUGCGCAGACGAUCCAAAUGCUAAUCAACUUGCGACAAUUGGAGCCCAAAAUCACAGUCGACCUCCAUUCUGACGCGAUUGUUGCUUGCAACAGCGAUGACACUGCUCUUGCUGAAUGGCUUUCAGUCGCAGGAUUCAAUAAAGAGCUCGUGGCGCAAUUUGGACGAGCCGAGUUCGACCCGGAAGAUUGUCGAUCCCUAGAUGGAACUCUGUCCGCGCGAUUGCUGCAGCCCCAAGGUCUUGCAGGUUGA
This is a messenger RNA of Fonsecaea erecta, 3774 nucleotides long. RefSeq lists its product as hypothetical. Gene Ontology annotation, biological process: regulation of DNA-templated transcription; double-strand break repair via nonhomologous end joining. Gene Ontology annotation, cellular component: nucleus. NCBI's taxonomy places the organism in Eukaryota, Fungi, Ascomycota, Eurotiomycetes, Chaetothyriales, Herpotrichiellaceae. Gene Ontology annotation, molecular function: DNA-binding transcription factor activity, RNA polymerase II-specific; zinc ion binding; DNA binding. Bases 1 to 3774 code for a protein of 1257 amino acids. The transcript is spliced from 6 exons. The record is from RefSeq and is a predicted model, not a curated record.